AUUCCAUUUGUUUUUCCCUUCCUCAAUCAACAUCACCUUUUCAUAAAUUUUUCCAACAAAUAUCUCUACUCUAGCAAGCUUAUUGCGAACAUUUUGUGAAUAUAUAAUAUGUAUAUUACUCUUAUUAUUACUAUUCAGUCGCAGAACCUUCCAGUUUUUCAAAUAUGCGAUAAAACCAAUCCCUACCCAUUAUAAUCAAUUCAAGCAGUGAUCGAUACCUCUCAAUUAUACUUAGUGGAGUGGAGGGUCACCCUUUUCUUUUUCUAAGUUCUACAUUUGCUACACUUCUUGGCCUAUAAAAGGGGAAGUUGCCAAGACAUCAUAUGGUGUGAGUUGAAGAAGAAUAUUUUGAUAAGUAGAAGAAGAAGAAAAGAAAAGCAUCUAUCCUUAAUAUUCAUAGCUUUCUUUUUCAAAAACUUGGCACUAGAAUCAUGGAUGGAAAGAUGAGUUGGGCUGUUGCUGAUGCUGUAGACUAUAAAGGUUUCCCUGCAGACAGAUCUAAAACUGGUGGUUGGUUGCCUGCAGCCCUUGUUCUAGGGAUUGAAGUAUGCGAGAGGCUUUCAACUAUGGGAAUAGGAGUGAAUCUGGUGACAUAUUUGAUUGGAACAAUGCAUCUGCCAAGUGCAACUUCAGCUAAUGUAGUGACAGACUUUAUGGGCACAUCUUUUCUCUUGUGCUUGCUUGGAGGCUUUCUUGCGGACUCUUUCUUAGGCAGAUACAAGACUAUUGCCAUAUUUGCUCUCGUACAAACACUAGGAACUGGGAUGCUAGCUGCUAUAACUAAGAUUCCACAGCUAAGGCCACCUCCUUGCAACACCAACAAUUCAUGUGUGCAAGCAAAUGGAUUCCAAAUGGGAAUUUUAUAUUUGGCUUUAUAUCUAAUUGCAUUAGGUACUGGAGGCCUAAAAUCAAGUGUUUCAGGAUUUGGAACCGACCAAUUUGACGAGAAAGAUGAAAAGGAGAAAUCCCAGAUGAACUAUUUCUUUCACAGGUUCUUCUUCUUCAUUAGCAUAGGAACUUUAAUGGCAGUUACGGUGCUUGUCUAUGUACAAGAUGAAGUUGGUCGAAGCUGGGGUUAUGGAAUCUGUUCUGUCUCAAUGUUUGUAGCCAUCUUGAUAUUCUUGUCUGGGACUAAAAGAUACAGAUACAAGAAGAGCUCAGGAAGCCCCAUAGUUCACAUUUUCCAAGUUAUAGCUGCUGCUGUAAAGAAGAGACAUAUGGAUUUGCCAUACAAUGUCAGCUUACUGUAUGAGAAUACUCUAGAGGCCGCAAGAAUCCAACAUACCGACCAGUUCCAUUUCUUGGAUAAGGCAGCCAUAGUUGCAGAAGGAGAUUUUGCAAACGGCGGGACUACUCCAAAUCCAUGGAAGCUAUGCCCAGUGACAAGGGUGGAAGAAGUGAAGAUGAUGGUGAGCAUGUUGCCAAUCUGGGCCACAACCAUUCUAUUCUGGACCACAUAUGCACAGAUGAUCACAUUCUCAGUCGAGCAAGCAUCCACCAUGGAAAGAUCAAUUGGAAGUUUCCAGAUUCCAGCUGGCUCUCUAACUGUAUUCUUUGUGGCUGCUAUUUUGAUUUCACUUGCCGCCUAUGAUCGUAUAAUCAUGCCUCUUUGGAAAACAUGGAAAGGCAAACCAGGUUUCACGAACCUACAAAGAAUAAGCAUUGGUCUAGUUCUUUCUACACUGGGAAUGGCGGCAGCAGCACUAGUCGAAAGAAAACGUUUAUCAGUAGCCAAAGCAGUCGGCGGCGACACAUUAACCCUACCCAUAAGUGUGUUCUUAUUGAUACCACAGUUCUUCUUAGUGGGUGCAGGUGAAGCCUUCAUAUACACAGGCCAACUUGAUUUCUUCAUAACACAGUCACCGAAAGGGAUGAAAACAAUGAGCACUGGCCUCUUUCUCACAACUCUUUCUCUCGGUUUCUUCGUUAGUAGCUUCUUGGUCAUGGUAGUGAAGAGGGUUACAGGAAGCAACGGAGGUGGCCAAGGAUGGUUAGCUGAUAACAUAAACUAUGGAAGGCUUGACUGUUUUUAUGGACUUCUCGCAGUGCUUGGUGUUGUAAAUUUUGUUGUGUAUCUUAUUUGUGCUUUAUGGUAUAAGCCUAGAAACAGUGCUAAAUCAGCUGCUUUGCAGAUGGAAAAUGUUGGUAAUGGAUCUUUAGCUGAGGAGAAGUGCUAGUUAAUGAGAGCAGCUACUUUAAUUAGGGUUUGCUUGGAUUUUCCAAAUUAGGGUUUGGUUCUCUUUUUGUACAUUUCAAUGUUUUGGGUUUGCUUGCUUUUUAUUCUCUUGUAAUUUAGGCAUGAUAUUAAGUGAGUGCCUUGAAAUUUCAAUAUAAUAAUUUGCCUAAUCCUCA
This is a messenger RNA of Ricinus communis (castor bean), 2352 nucleotides long. RefSeq names its product protein NRT1/ PTR FAMILY 6.2. Gene Ontology annotation, cellular component: membrane. Gene Ontology annotation, biological process: oligopeptide transport; transmembrane transport. The coding region runs from base 432 to 2177 and encodes 581 amino acids. The record is from RefSeq and is a predicted model, not a curated record. Gene Ontology annotation, molecular function: transmembrane transporter activity. NCBI's taxonomy places the organism in Eukaryota, Viridiplantae, Streptophyta, Magnoliopsida, Malpighiales, Euphorbiaceae. The transcript is spliced from 6 exons.